Penicillium robsamsonii is the source of this 735-nucleotide messenger RNA. RefSeq lists its product as uncharacterized. Gene Ontology annotation, biological process: DNA replication, removal of RNA primer. The record is from RefSeq and is a predicted model, not a curated record. Gene Ontology annotation, molecular function: RNA-DNA hybrid ribonuclease activity; nucleic acid binding. Lineage: Eukaryota; Fungi; Ascomycota; Eurotiomycetes; Eurotiales; Aspergillaceae. The transcript has a single exon. Bases 1 to 735 code for a protein of 244 amino acids.
AUGUCCUUUCAGCCGAACCCCAGACCAAUCUUCACGGGCUACAGGCCGCCUCGCUUGUAUACAGAGCUCAGGGUCGGCAGUGGUCGUGUCAUUCCCACAGAAUUCAUUCCUCCAAGCCCAGAUGAUACGCCGCGAUCAUUGUUCCCCCAUUGCUCUAAAGUGACAGUGGCCGAGCGAGUCCAUCGAUUCAUUCGCAUCACCCCCAACAACCGAUCCGUUGAGAACGAAUUCCUCAUCUAUACGGACGGUGCAUGCUUCGAAAACGGCAGUAUAAACGCCAAAGCAGGAUGUUCCUUUGUUUUCAACGAUUCUACAUCCGGCUUCGCACGCUUCGCUCUCGAGUACAAAGGACCCACAGGUCAACAGCACAUGCAGACAAACAACCGCGCUGAAAUCCGCGCCAUCAUUGCAGCGCUGCGAUAUCGAGACUGGGCUGCGGAAGGAUUCACUCGUUUGGUUAUUGCAACAGACUCGAAAUAUGUGGUCGAGGGCAUCACGAGCUGGAUAUGGGAUUGGCUGCGGUGGGGUUGGGUCACGACUGCCGGGGAACCGGUUAGGAAUCGAGAUCUGUGGGAGUGUCUUCUUGGGGAAGUGGAAAUGUGGCAAGAGAGAGGGUUGACUGUUCAGUUCUGGUGGAUUCCGAGAGAGUUGAACAUGAAGGCGGAUCGUCAUGCUAAAUCGGUGGCACUUAUGGAGAGACAUGUUCUCUUUACCGAUAUCCCUGGUAUCGUCUAG